GUUGACUUGAGGGAGGAUUUCGUCGCUACUUUAGCAUUCAACAACAUCCAAACGGAACGCCGGAGAGGGACCGACCUGGUUCGGCCGGUUGCAUCCAGCGAGUGAACGCACAUCAUGGAAGUGGAAGAAACACUGGAAGAAUGUUUUCGCAGCCCACUUUUCCACCUGGGAUUUUCGCGUGACUCUGUCAGAAUACAACGGGAUUGCUUAGUUGAGAAGGGGCUCAAUUCCACGCAUCAUUUGCUCAUUCUCAUUCUCAAGGAUUAUCCUUCAAAGUAAUCAGCGCAUGGAUGAAGCAACGUGACCAAAUCCAUGUUUCAUAUCUCUUCCCCUAUCAUACCACAUAAGAACUUGUGGACAUUUGGUUACUUUUUUCUUUUUUAAAAUUUGAUCCCAGCGGCACACAAGUGGGACUUCAGUUUUCAUGAGCAGCCAAUGGAGGACGAGAAGGUGGCGGGGGAACUUCAAACAGGAUCCAGCCCGAUUCUCCCGCCGUCUUCUCCGGGAAGCGAGGGGAAACUGGAUGGCAUGGAGCCCCCGGACGUCCCCUCCCGGCUGCAGCACGCUGGGAAAUGUCACAUUGUUGCCGCUUCCUGUCAGUCGGCUGCGCUGAGCAGCAGUGACGAAGAGAAGGAGGAGUUGGAGGUGCAAGUCAGGUUGGAGAUCCACAGCCCACCGGUGGACGCACCGGUCCAGCUCCAGGAAGACGGAGAAGAGAAAAAAAACCCACCUCCUUGUUCUCCUGCCAUUCUAGCGGAUAACUCUAAUUGGAGUAAAACCAACCCCGUCACACCUCCUCCUCCACCUGUGCUCUCCUGCUCCACCUCACCCCCGAGCCCUCAAACGCCUCCCCCCGUCCUCACGUCUAGACACUGGGCGCCCCCAAAGGGGUUCUGGAGGGUGGCCCGGCCGGAGACAUUGCUUCUCAACGGCCUGGACCCCCAUAACGCCCCCGUCGCUUUACCCUGCAAGGACUACGCUCAAGGGGAGGACAAAACAGGAGUCCUCGGAGGCGAUGGCACCGAGGCGGCCUCAGAGAUGGGUAGGCGAGUCGGGGUGUGCGCAUCUCUGCAAGGUGGGGGCCACUCUGCUGAUGUGAAGGAGAAAGUGAGGCAAAGAGACAUCCACACCGAACCGAAAGAAAGACAGCAAAACUGCAGCGAGGCUCAUUAUGGAGAUGCAACAGGCACCGAUGAUUAUGAAGAUGAGGGUGUCCAUGGCGGUUCAGAAGACGCAAUCAUUCUUCAGGAGCUCGAGCCCUAUUUGAGAUCGCUCUUGGUAAUCAAUGAUGAUGAACUCCCUCUGAGCCCAAGACACGAGCAAGCCAAGCGUCUCCUGGAGCGAGCCCGGCUCAAGGCUCGCUCCAACCAUGUUAAAGGCGACCGCCCCAGCAGACGCUCACAUUCUGAUCACAGAUCCUCUGCUAAGAAGCAGGAAGUCGAGGCUCACAACCCAGUACCGGUCCAGAAAGCUGUUAAAGCUAAAGAGGAUCACGUAGCUCAAAGUGCAGCUGGUCCCCUCCUUGUUCCCGAUCAAGGAGACACAUCCCCUGAGGAUCAGGCCGGUCGAUCCAGACGGUACGGUUGCUCACCUACUCGGGUACGCUUUGAGGAUGAAUCGGAGAGAGAAGCAGAGUCUCGGUACUUGGAUAGGGUGCGACAGCGUGGACGACCUGCUGUGCCCAAAUCUAAAAACAAGGACAGCAAUACGGAUUCCAGCAGUAGUGGUUCAGAGAGGAAGAGUCACAGGAGUGUCUCGAUGGCUCCUCUACUGAAGCCAGACAUGGGUGUCAAUGCUGAAAUCACGACAGUGAUCAGAGAGAUUAUCGUUCUGGUGAAGAAAUGCGAGGCAUGCGGUUCUGUUGUGAGGGAACCUCAGCCGGUCUCCUCACUAGCAGAUCAACAGAUCAUCGAGUCACAACCAAUUGGAAACCAAGAGGACACGAGGGGCAGAACGGUUCCUUGUUGGGUGCCUCCGACUAAACCAGAAGUCAGCACCCGUCCAAAAGCUCCUCUGACGGUUACAUUUGCGGGAGCCUUCGUUUUGGGGGAGAAUAAAGAAAGCCGCACAGGUUGGAAAACAUCGGGGUUUGGGAAGCUCAGGAGAAGGAGUCGGAAAGGCGAGAGUCGACUGGAGUCUGGAAAUGGUCCUUACGGUCCAUCCUGGGCUCAGAGGCGAAACUCCAACCCCAGGAACAGAGUGAACUUGAGCAGGGCAGUUUCCUUCGCACCAGACAGCCCCGUGAUGCUAGAGCCACGUUUGCUGGGUGCCCCCGGUGGGGUGAGGGAAGCGCCCACCCUGCCUAUCAAGUCUGCUCUCAAGUCAAGUUCCAGGAACCGGUCUGCCGUGGCUCAGUCGACCGUGCAGUUCCAGAUUGCGUCCAGCCAAGCAGGUGACGGCGGGCCUCAAAAUCUGGCCUUCGAUUGUCCAGAGGCGAGAAGGGAGCCGCCGGCGUCUGUUGCGCAAGGAGCUACAGCGACAAACAACCCAGCGGCAUGCAUCAGGCCCUCCACGCUGAGGUACUCCCCUGCCCGACUCAACCCAGACAUGCCAGCUGCUGAUGUCUGGGAUGCCAGUCUAGAUGGAACGGCGAGUGCAGACACCGGUUCCGGGUCAGAGUUCCACCCCGCCAUCCGGACACUGGCCUUGUCUCGGGCUGAGGAUCUUAGAGCUGAGCUGUUGAGAGCCGAGCAUCUGAAAGCUGAGGCGGGAUGGGAGGACAGCUCAGAUGGGUCCAGGAAGCCGGACGGCCGGCCGAAGCUUUUCUUGCGUCGCUUCUUUUCCUCCAUCGGCCUGAACAGCGUCGGCAGACUGGUGAAGGGAGGCCGCUCCAGUAGCAUGGAACAGCUCAGCCUUCCCGCCAGCAGGUCCAACACCGCGUCCCCGAGCCCCACGCACCGACUGCAUCCCGCCAUCCGCAUACAGAGGACGCCCUCGCUGCAGACCCUGCAUACAGCGCUGCCGCUGGCCCAACUGCGUAAAGCCUCCUCUGUGCAGAGUUUAGAGAGGAGAACGGAGCGCACUACCAUCCUGGGUGAGGUGCAGAUACCUUACGGCCUAGCGCCGAGCCCAGACAGCCCCCGACUGGAGCUCCAUCGGACCCUGAGUGUUGAAGACAUCCUCCCCUCCAGAGUGGUUCGACCGGCGGGGAGGGUCUCUCAGGCUUUCCCUGAUGGGUCUCUUCUCCUGGAGCUCAUCAGACCACCCAACGGUCCCUUCGGUUUUGUCAUCUCACGGGGAAAAGGCAGACCGGACACAGGUGUUUACGUAGAGAAAGUGGGCGACGGAACCGGUGAAGUUCCCUACGUGGGCCUCCUGGGCGUGGGCGAUGAGAUUCUGCAGGUGAACAGAGAAGUGGUGGCGGGGCUCAGUCUGGACCAGGUGACCCGGCUCAUGACCCGGGAAAGCGUCGCAUCCCUUCGGAUCAUGCCGGCCCGGCGCAGCCCGCGCUGAACGGGGCUUGGGGGGGGACAACGACUGGCCAAAAUGGACUGAAUGUUGAAAUGUGUUGAGGAGCUUCAUUUUGACAAAAGUAGGGCUUUUUGGUGUGGCGCAGGGCUUGGCCGAAUAGCAGGGAUUCACUGUACAGGAUGGACAAUACAAUACAAAUAUUCAAUUGGCCGAAUAGCAGGGAUUCACUGUACAGGAUGGACAACACAAUAUAAAUAUUCAAGUCCAGCACUUAUAUUUUUGUACUCUUAUCAUGAUAAUUAUACUCUAAUAGGGGGUUCCUCUUUUUCCCCCUAAAUAAGAGCCGACUAAACUAUGAACUGCAAAUCAAUCAUAAACAGCAAUGCAAACAGCAUGUGUUGGCCGCCUCUUUAGCAAGCGCGAGCACGCUGCCACACUUUUAUUUAUAGUUAUCUAUUGUUUCAAAUGUCACCAGAUGCUAGACCGUUUAAGGACUGGCAAAAGGGGGAAGAAGUGAAAAGACUUUAAUGAACCUACCAGUCACAGUUUUGGAAUGCGAGUGGAAAGUACCCAGAGAAAACCCACGCCGGCGUGAGCGCACGCACAACUGCACACGGGUGAAAUCGAACCCGCGAAUUUCUACAGUGUAGAAACGGGAGGCGGUGGUGUCAAACUGGAUGCCCGGGGGCCAGAUGUGGCCCGCCACAUGAUUUUAUGUGGCCCACGGAGGAAAAUCAUGGGCCAACUGCCAUGAUUCUUGGGAAAAUCUGUCACAUUUCAAAUUAUGUCAGAAAUGAUAAUGCUGAGAUAUUACAAACAUCCAUCCAUCCAUUACCGCUUUUCUGGGUCGGGUCACAGGGGAAGUAGCUUCAGCAGGGAUACCCAGACUUCCCUUUCCCCAACCACUUCUUCCAGCUCUUCCGGAGGGAUCCCGAGACGUUCGCAAGCCAGCCGAGAGACAUAGUCUCUCCAAGCGAGCAGAUGCCCCAGCCACCUCAUCAGGCUCUCAAUGCGGAGUAGCAGCUCGAUACUGAGCCCCUCCCGGAUGACCGAGCUUCUCACCCUAUCUCUAAGGGAGAGCCCGGACACCCUGCGGAGGAAACCCAUUUCGGCCGCCUGUAUCCGGGAUCUUAUUCUUUCGGUCACGGCCCACAGCUCAUGCCCAUAGGUGAGGGUUGGAAACAUUACAUUACAAACGUUUUUGUGUUAAUAAACAUGAAAAAUGGGAGAGACGACACAUUCUGUUCCAUUUCAUCAACUCAACUCGAAGCCCCCCCCGAAACACUGCAAUGGAUUAGGAAUCGCCUAAUAUGGCCCCCCACUACCUAAUUGUAAUGUUUUUAAUCAUUUCAGUAUUUUUUUUUUUUGGGGUAUUUAGACCAUGUCAUUAGAUUUGAGUGCUGCUAGUUACACGUUUAUCCAUAUAUGUCAAUUAUUUAAUAAAACAUCUUUGCUGAUA
Messenger RNA from Syngnathoides biaculeatus (alligator pipefish), 4870 nucleotides. RefSeq lists its product as uncharacterized. Gene Ontology annotation, biological process: centrosome cycle; regulation of cellular localization; establishment or maintenance of cell polarity. Gene Ontology annotation, molecular function: protein kinase C binding. The transcript is spliced from 11 exons. The record is from RefSeq and is a predicted model, not a curated record. Gene Ontology annotation, cellular component: nucleus; cell cortex; apical plasma membrane. Lineage: Eukaryota; Metazoa; Chordata; Actinopteri; Syngnathiformes; Syngnathidae. Bases 436 to 3453 code for a protein of 1005 amino acids.